Aureobasidium musti is the source of this 501-nucleotide messenger RNA. The record is from the annotation of a GenBank genome assembly. NCBI's taxonomy places the organism in Eukaryota, Fungi, Ascomycota, Dothideomycetes, Dothideales, Saccotheciaceae.
AUGGCCUCACGUCAAUUCUUUGAUCCAGUGGUUCUUCUACGAGUUGCUCCACUGAUCACCUCCUCUGCCACACUUUCGUACUGCUGGGCACAGAACGCUUUCAUCAGUAUCUUUACCCGACCAAGAAACCGAGACAAGAGCAAUGCAUUACUCCCAACUUACAUCGAAGAAUGGUUCUACGGCUAUACUGGUCAGCUGAUUGCAGCCUACACGACAACCAUCUUGACUGCAGGUGUAAAUUGUUACUAUCGUCGUCAACCAUUUGCCGCGUCGGACUCAGCAAAAUGGUAUGCUGCAGGAGCAGUAUUCAGUGCUGCUCAUUUUGCGUUUGUACCCGCCGUUGCUUGGAAGUUUACGACUAUCAUUAAGGACGAGACCAAGGGAAACAGCGUCAGAGUGCUUGACGAUUGGCUUAAGGUUCAUCGUAUCCGAUCUCUGACGGUGGACAUCAUCAGCUGGGCAUGCAUUCUAGUGGGAGUCCUGAGAGCUGUAGAUGCUUAG